AUGAGUUUCCAAAGAAAAAAUAAGGUUCUAGGACGCCCCGGGGGUGCUAGUGGACCCGCUCCUAACAGAAUUGUUCCUGGAAGAACUCCAAAUUUGCCUGGAAGAAUCCCCAAUGUGGGAUUGGUGCCCGGCAGAUCACCUAAUCCUCUUCUUUCCAAUAGUCGAGCAAUUUCUAAUAGAAGACCUGUUGGUGGUACAGUGGCACCAUCUCAUCCUCAGACAACAACAACAACAACAACCGCCACAACAGAAUCAGAGACUAUAGAAGAUCACACAUCACAGCAAAAUCCUUCAAUUAAACCUUCAAUUAUUACUUCUCAGCCAACCAUAUCCACAGGAACCUCUGAUAUUGAUAAACUUAUACUCCAUGGGGGUUUACCAGUCGGUACUUCUCUACUACUAGAGGAGACAGGGUCGACUGACUACUCUUCGAUUCUUCUCAAGUUCUUUGCUGCCCAAGGAAUUGUUCAUAAUCGUAUUGAAGAUCCAAACCUCAAGAACACUACAAAUUGCCAUGUAAUUGUCAUUGGUGGUGGGAACGUCGCUAGUUGGGUGAAAGAAUUACCAGGAGUUUAUAAAGGAUCAAGAAAAGAAUUGAAAAAGAAGAAAAUUAGAGAAAAUGAAUCGAAAUUAAGUGUGCAGAAUAUCAUCAAUAAUCAGGAACCUGCCAAUCCAACCACCACUAACCUGGUGAAUCCUAAUUUGAAAAUCGCUUGGCGUUAUGGGCUUUCAAACUCGAAGAAUUCAGAUGCUAGUGCCGACGCUAAAGAUUUUAUGAAUUUGACCUAUCCUUACUAUAAUAAUACUUUUGAUAUUACCACCCGACUUAUUCCUGGUCCAAGACCCCAAGAAAUCACAUUUUUGCCAGUUCCGUUUCCUGGAUCACCAAAUAAACCCGAAAAAUCCCAAAUGAUAGCGUUGUAUAAACAAAUUGAAUCAGUGGUGAAGAACCAGUUGGAGACCCGGGAUCAGCAGGGGAAGUCCGUCAAUAAUAAGAUCAUCAGAAUCAUCUUGCCAAACUUACUCAAUCCUUCAACGUAUCACCCAUCGUAUUUUCAAACAUCCGAAAUUUUGCCGUUCUUGCAAUCUUUGAAGAGCUUGGUUAUGAAAUAUUCCAAUAACUUAACAUUGAUAUCCUCGAUCUCAACCGACUUGUUCUCCCUCAAUUUGGAUCACGGAUCAUCUACAAUCGGCUCGUCAGCAUCGAUGAUGAAAACCUCGUUAGUGAAGCUUUUGGAAUCCCAAUUCCAUUCGAUUCUUCAACUCGAUCCGUUCAACGAGCAAUUGUUGAAGUUGCUUGAAGCAAGUUAUAAAAACCAACCAACGAAAAUCCAACAAGGGUUCAUCAACGUGGCGAAGAUUUACAAUGUUAGUGACAAAGGUAUGAUGUGUAUCAAAAUGAACGAGUAUGCUUUCCGGAAUGGCAGAAGGAACUUCGAAGUUGGUGAAUGGAGUAUUCCGGUUGAAGAAGAAGAUGAUGGGAAGAAAAAUAAAAGUGAAGGAAAUCAAACCAGUAAAAAAAAUGAAGAAAUCUUUGGGACAAGCAAAUCAACGACUAAAAAUAUUGACUUUUGA
Molecule: messenger RNA, 1575 nt
Organism: Saccharomycopsis crataegensis
Lineage: Eukaryota; Fungi; Ascomycota; Saccharomycetes; Ascoideales; Saccharomycopsidaceae
Gene: ELP4
Product: Elongator subunit ELP4
Exons: 1
Coding region: 1-1575 (524 amino acids)
Biological process (GO): tRNA wobble uridine modification
Cellular component (GO): cytoplasm; elongator holoenzyme complex; transcription elongation factor complex
Source: RefSeq, a predicted model, not a curated record